UACCGCCCCGGAAGGGCCCGGCGCGGCCGCCGAGCGGGGCCACUGGCGGCGGCAGGAGACAGAGGAGCCGGCCCGGGACCCGGCGGGCGCGUCCGGUCGCCGGGAGACGACGGCUGGUGCCCCUGCCUGCGGGCGACCGCGGGGCGGGCGGGAAUGCUCUGCGGCGGGGGAACGGGAAGCCCCCGCCGCCCGGAGCCCGCCCUGGCCUCGCGGCUAGGCCUCGGCGCGGCCCUGGGCUCGGGUAACCAAGUUCCCGGGGCGGAUCCUGCCCGGCCGCGGCGAGCAAACUCCCUGCUCGGUCACCCGGUGGGAGCGGGACUCGCUGCCGACCGGCCGGCCGCGGGCCCCUCGACCUGCGUGCACUACCUCCCUAAACCGGGUGUCAGCUGUGAUGCAUGUUUAAAAGGAAAUUUUCGAGGUCGCAGAUAUAAGUGUUUAAUUUGCUACGAUUACGAUCUUUGUGCAUCUUGUUAUGAAAGUGGUGCAACGACGACGAGGCAUACAACUGACCACCCAAUGCAGUGCAUAUUAACAAGGGUAGAUUUUGAUUUGUACUAUGGUGGGGAAGCUUUCUCUGUAGAGCAGCCACAGUCUUUUACUUGUCCCUAUUGUGGAAAAAUGGGCUAUACGGAGACAUCUCUUCAAGAACACGUUACUUCUGAACACGCAGAAACAUCAACAGAAGUGAUUUGUCCAAUAUGUGCGGCAUUACCUGGAGGCGAUCCUAAUCAUGUCACGGACGACUUUGCAGCUCACCUUACACUUGAACACAGAGCCCCUAGAGACUUAGAUGAAUCGAGUGGCGUUCGACAUGUACGUAGAAUGUUUCACCCUGGCCGGGGAUUAGGAGGUCCUCGUGCUCGUAGAUCAAACAUGCACUUUACUAGCAGUUCUACUGGUGGACUUUCUUCUUCUCAGAGUUCAUAUUCUCCAAGCAAUAGGGAAGCCAUGGAUCCUAUAGCUGAGCUUUUAUCUCAGUUAUCGGGAGUGAGACGUUCUGCAGGAGGACAGCUUAAUUCUUCUGGCCCUUCCGCUUCUCAGUUACAACAACUGCAGAUGCAGCUGCAGCUCGAACGGCAGCACGCCCAGGCGGCACGGCAACAACUGGAGACCGCGCGCAACACCACCCGGCGUACUAACACAAGCAGUGUCACCACUACAAUCACACAGUCCACAGCAACAACAAACACAGCUAACACAGAGAGCAGUCAGCAGACUAUCCAGAAUUCCCAGUUCCUUUUAACAAGGUUGAAUGAUCCUAAAAUGUCUGAAACAGAGCGCCAGUCCAUGGAAAGUGAGCGCGCAGACCGCAGCCUGUUUGUCCAAGAGCUCCUUCUGUCCACUUUAGUGCGCGAAGAGAGCUCGUCCUCAGACGAGGAUGAACGGGGGGAGAUGGCAGAUUUUGGUGCUAUGGGCUGUGUAGAUAUUAUGCCUUUAGAUGUUGCUUUAGAAAACCUAAAUUUAAAAGAGAGUAAUAAAGGAAAUGAGCCUCCACCACCUCCUCUUUGAUGACAUCCCAAUUCGCAGACAAUGUCCUCUGUGCUGUAUUUGCCAAUGAAAGUGGACAACAACUA
Equus caballus (horse) is the source of this 1574-nucleotide messenger RNA. The record is from RefSeq and is a predicted model, not a curated record. NCBI's taxonomy places the organism in Eukaryota, Metazoa, Chordata, Mammalia, Perissodactyla, Equidae.